Molecule: messenger RNA, 4168 nt
Organism: Caretta caretta (loggerhead turtle)
Lineage: Eukaryota; Metazoa; Chordata; Testudines; Cheloniidae
Gene: KAT2A
Product: lysine acetyltransferase 2A
Biological process (GO): chromatin remodeling; positive regulation of transcription by RNA polymerase II
Cellular component (GO): ATAC complex; nucleus
Molecular function (GO): protein binding; histone H3 acetyltransferase activity
Source: RefSeq, a predicted model, not a curated record
CGCCGCGGUCCCGGCAUGGCGGAGCCGGAGGCCUCGCAGCCCGGCCGGACCCCGCCGCCCCCCGCGGCCGCGCCCGGCCCCGGCCCCGGCCCCGGCCCCGCCGCCGGCUCCAGCGACCCGGCCCGGCCCGGGCUGAGCCAGCAGCAGCGCGCGAGUCAGCGCAAGGCCCAGGUGCGGGGCUUCCCGCGGGCCAAGAAGCUGGAGAAACUCGGGGUGUUCUCGGCCUGCAAGGCCAACGAUGCCUGCAAGUGCAACGGCUGGAAGAACCCCAACCCGCCCACUGCCCCCCGCAUGGACCUGCAGCAGCCCGUGACCAACCUGAGCGAGCUGUGCCGUAGCUGUGGACACGCCCUAGCUGACCACGUGUCCCACCUGGAGAACGUCUCGGAAGAGGAGAUCAGCCGGCUGCUGGGGAUGGUGGUGGACGUGGAAAAUCUCUUCAUGUCGGUCCACAAAGAGGAGGACACGGACACCAAGCAAGUGUAUUUCUACCUGUUCAAGCUGCUGAGGAAAUGCAUCCUGCAGAUGAGCCGUCCUGUUGUAGAAGGGUCCCUUGGCAGCCCCCCCUUUGAGAAGCCGAACAUCGAGCAGGGAGUCUUCAACUUCGUCCAGUACAAGUUCAGCCACCUGCCCCCCAAGGAGCGUCAGACCAUGUACGAGCUCUCCAAGAUGUUCCUGCUCUGCCUCAACUACUGGAAGCUGGAGACGCCCUCCCAGUUCCGGCAGCGCUCGCAGAACGACGACGUGGCCACCUACAAAGUCAACUACACCCGCUGGCUGUGUUACUGCCACGUGCCCCAGAGUUGUGACAGCCUCCCCCGCUAUGAGACCACCCACGUCUUCGGGCGCAGCCUGCUCAAGUCCAUUUUCACCGUCACCCGCCGGCAGCUGCUGGAGAAGUUCCGGGUGGAGAAGGACAAGCUGGUGCCGGAGAAGCGGACACUCAUCCUCACCCAUUUCCCCAAGUUUCUGUCCAUGCUGGAAGAGGAGAUCUACGGGGAGAACUCACCCAUCUGGGAAUCUGACUUCACCAUGCCAGCCACGGAAGGCGCCCAGCUGGUCCCACGCCCAGCAGCCGUCAGCACCGUCGCCGUGCCCAGCACCCCGAUCUUUAGUAAGAAGCUCGGCAGCAGCAGCUCCUUGUCCUCCAUGAGCCUUGACGCCAGCUCGGCAGAGCCUGUGCCAGGUGAGAAGCGGAAGCUGCCUGAGAGCCUGACGCUGGAGGACGCCAAGCGGAUCCGGGUCAUGGGCGACAUCCCCAUGGAGCUGGUCAACGAGGUGAUGCUGACCAUCACGGACCCGGCUGCCAUGCUGGGCCCGGAGACCAGCCUGCUGUCAGCCAACGCGGCGCGGGACGAGACGGCGCGGCUAGAGGAGAGACGCGGCAUCAUCGAGUUCCACGUCAUCGGCAACGCGCUCUCGCAGAAAUCCAACAAGCGGAUCCUGAUGUGGCUGGUGGGGCUGCAGAAUGUCUUCUCCCACCAGCUGCCCCGCAUGCCCAAGGAGUACAUCACCCGCCUCGUCUUCGACCCCAAACACAAGACCCUGGCUCUGAUCAAGGACGGCCGGGUGAUCGGGGGCAUCUGCUUCCGGAUGUUCCCCACCCAGGGCUUCACGGAGAUUGUCUUCUGUGCUGUCACCUCCAACGAGCAAGUGAAGGGGUACGGGACGCACCUGAUGAACCACCUGAAGGAGUAUCACAUCAAGCACAACAUCCUCUACUUCCUGACCUACGCCGACGAGUACGCCAUCGGCUACUUCAAGAAGCAGGGCUUCUCCAAGGACAUCAAGGUGCCCAAGGGCCGCUACCUGGGCUAUAUCAAGGACUACGAAGGGGCGACGCUGAUGGAGUGCGAGCUCAACCCCCGCAUCCCCUACACCGAGCUCUCGCACAUCAUCAAGAAGCAGAAGGAGAUCAUCAAGAAGCUGAUCGAGAGGAAGCAGGCGCAGAUCCGCAAGGUCUACCCAGGCCUGACCUGCUUCAAGGAGGGCGUGCGGCAAAUCCCUGUCGAGAGCAUCCCUGGAAUCCGAGACACGGGAUGGCGGCCGCUGGGGAAGGAGAAAGGGAAGGAGCUCAAGGACCCAGACCAGCUGUACAACACCCUGAAAAACCUCCUGGCCCAAAUCAAGACCCACCCCAGCGCCUGGCCCUUCAUGGAGCCCGUGAAGAAGUCAGAGGCCCCUGACUACUACGAGAUCAUUCGCUUCCCCAUCGACCUGAAGACCAUGACUGAGCGUCUGAAGAACCGCUAUUACGUCACCAAGAAGCUCUUCGUCGCCGACCUGCAGCGCAUCAUCACCAACUGCCGGGAGUACAACCCCCCCGACAGCGACUACUGUAAGUGCGCCAACGCCCUCGAGAAGUUCUUCUACUUCAAGCUCAAGGAGGCCGGGCUCAUAGACAAGUAGGCACUUGGGGGGCCCUGGCCCUUCAGCGUCUCCUCCUGGCCUCGCGCUUCCCUUGUGCCCGGAGCUCCUGGCCGGGACAUCGCUUCCUGCGUCACUCUCCCAGGAGGGUCUCCUGGGCUUCUCCGAGCCCGGAUCAGGUGGGGGCGGGGCGUGCAUAGCUGCUGAACGGCCAGAGUGUGGGGCCAGCUCCCCUCCUGCUGCUGGGGGACGCCCCUGGGACUCUGGCUUCUCUGCUGGCACUCGCUGGCUCACCACUGGCCUCUCCCCUUGGUGUCAGGGCUGCGUUAGCCACCGGGGCAGCAACCAGGACCGGAGCGGCCCAGGGCCCCUCUGCAGCAGUCCAGGUGACACUCAGCAUGCGGGUGUCGCUGCACAAACUCGGAGCCUCACCCUGGAGGCAGGAGCCACGGGGUGCUCUUGGCUCUGCAGUGGAUUCAGCCGGGGCAUGGACCUGCUGGGCUUGAAAUUCCCCUGGGCUAUGCACAUGGCAUGUCUUUGCUUUAUGUGGCCGAGGCCCAGCCCCCACUCCCCCCCCGCAUCUCCCAUACGAACACUGCUCCUGCCGCAGCCUGCUGUGUUCCCUUCGCCUCCUGUUCCUGCCCGCUCCUUUGCUCCCCGUGGAGCAUCCCUCCCUGCUACUCACUGCAUGAAUGUAAAAUGGGGUCGGUGUUCUCCUCCCCUGCUGGCUAGAGGGCAGUGGGGACGGGAGCUGCCCCACUCUGGCCUUGCCUGGGUUCAGGGUCUCGGCUGCAGGCUGUGUGAGGUGGUCCGAGGGGUCUGUAUCAGCUCUCAGCCAUUCCUCCCCCAGCAGCUCGGCCUGCGGCCGAUGCUCUGUUCUGUCCUGCCCCGGCGCUGCAUGCUCCCCUGGGGCUGGGCCCUUGCCUGUGAGUCCGGCCCCAGCCCUGCUUCUCUGGGGUGAGCCAUUCGGCUAGCGUGUUAGCCCCUGCUGCGGGCCCUCUGAGCUGCACCAGAUUCUGACCCCAUCUCCCCUGCCCCGUGCUCCAGGGCUUCUCCCGGCUCCAGCUCCCUGAGCGCUGCACUCCUGCGCCAUAGUAAGGGCCACCUGGGGCAAAGCUUCCCACCAUGGGCUCCUGCCCCUCCAUUUCAGUGGCACUUGGGCUGCAGGCCCUGGGGCAGGGGAGGGUUCUCCAGUGUGGUGGGGUGACAGCUCAGGGGAAAUAGGUCCUAGGCUGGAGCUUUGCUGUGCAGGGGUAAACAGAGUGGUGAGCGGCUAAGCCAGGACCCCUCCCUGCUCCUUCCUCUGCGGCCUGAACGGAGUCCCCUGGGCAAGGGAAUGAUGGGCCCUGGGGCGGCUGCUCCCUGCCUCACAGCUGGGUUACUGAGCUGUCCUGCAACCCCUCGGGAAACAGGAGCCUCCUGCUCCUUCUGCCUCCCCUCCAUGGCAGGGGGCCCCUGAGUCCUGGCAGAGCGACAGGCCCCCGCGAAGUAAAGAGCUGUUGCCCUCUGGCUCAUCGGUCACCUCCCUGUGGUACCAGCCCGUGUUGCUCCUGGCGGCCUGGCUGAAGUCACUAGCAACGCAGAGGAGCGGAUGGAAGAGCAGCCAGGCGGGGGAAGCAUUUUGCCGUCGUGUUCCCCCAGACUGCUCACUGUUGCCUUAUUCUCCCCGCGCGCUGGCCUGUCUCUCAUGCGCUGCCAUGGGGCAACUGGUCCUGCUGCCAGGGGCCCUUCCCAUCUCCCCAUUUCAUUUUUAUUUUCCUUUAUUUUAUUUUUUUAAAUAAAUGUACGUGGCCCCCGUGAA